CAGUCGGGCGGGGCAUGAUCGGACUCUUGUUGCACAGAGAAAGCUAAGCUGGUUCACACCAGACGAUUUACACUUGAACAAAAACACUUUCAGUGUGAGAAGGCUGCCUCCAGUUUGAUCCGUCCGAGUUAAGCAGAACAUAACAGGUGCCCGAUGAAGUUUUGCAAGCCCAGACUUUAUACUUGUUGGCGUUGCACAGACAAUGAAGAGGGCGAAACGCGGCGGCGGCGGCACCAUACUGAGGAGGAGGAUGUAGGAUAAGCGUGAGUGGUUGGGACUACUGGCAUCCAGCACACCCGGAAGACAAAAAGGCCGAAAAAGAACAUUCGGGCCGAAGAUAACGAGCAGUAAAAGGGCAGCGGCGGCGGCGCGGGGAGAGAAGGAAAAGGAGAGCAAGGGAGGCUGGAUUUCCUAGGAGGAAGUACUCUAGUCCAAGCAUGAUCAUGGCAGGAUCCAAAGAGGUCGUUGUGGGCUCUUCAGUAACCUUGACUCUUCCUGGAGUCUCUGAAGAACUAAGCAAGUCCUUUCCCUGGACAAACAAGAAAAGGAAGAGUGGCCUUUCCAGGCUCUGCAGGAAGAAAACAUUUUUGUCAGAAAAUGGAUGGAAUUCCUAUUGCUUAUCUUCAUUAGCUGCCCAGAACAUUUGUGCUAGCAAACUUCAUAACUCUUGGACUCAUUUGGAAACUACUUCCCUUUCUUGUUCAAUAUGCAGUAACUCUUCUUGUUCUCUCUCAAAUGCCCUGGCUUUGGGAGAAUCCAUCCAGGCCCUGGCAACUGCUGUGCGCAACCCAAACAAAGCUGUUCUCACUGUGGAUGUCAGAACAACUGAGAUUCUAGUUGUAAAUGACAAAGCCUGCAGGCUUCUUGGUUACAGUACUCAGGAAGUGAUUGGCCAGAAAUUAUCUCAGAUGAUUUCAAAAUCGAAUUGGGAUAUUAUGGAAGCACUAAAGGAGGAACAUGCUGAAGAAUAUGAAGCAGUAGUUCCUGGAACUGUGGUAGAUGUUAUUUCCCAUAAUAAUGAAAAGAUGCCAGUCUCUAUAUGGAUGAAAAGAAUGAAAACCCAUUGCAGUCAGUAUUGUGUAGUUGUUAUGGAGCCUGUGGAAAGAUUUUCUGCCUCUGUUUUCUUCACAAGCAAAGGAGAGAUUACUUCCUGUGACCCCCUUUUUGCUCAUCUCUAUGGCUAUUCAUCAUCAGAAGAUGUGGUUGGACAGUACAUAACAGAUAUGAUCCCAUCUAUUCAGAUUCCUGAACCUGGCAAGAAAAUACCAAAGAAUAUCAAGAUUCAGAGAUCUGUUGGCCGAGCAAGGGAAGGGACAACAUUUCCUCUCAGCCUGAAACUGAAACGGAAUUUACCUGUUGAAGACAUCCCAGCACUAAAUAACCUGACACCAGUAGUUGAUGCCGAAAUUUUAGAAGAUGGUACAACAUCCUUGCCUGUAGAUUGUUCUUUCUGUGCUUCCAUCUGGGUGUUCACCACCAUCAGUGGAUUGAUAACUGUUCAGGCGGAUGGUACAAUUUAUGGAAUCAAUAACACAUUUUCUCUAAUGCUCUUUGGUUAUGAGAAAAAGGAGCUGCUAGGGAAGAACAUCACAUUCUUGAUUCCUGGUUUUUACAAGUACAUGGAUAGAGUGGAUGACUCUUCUUUGCAACUACCACAAUCUAAAGAAAGUUAUGAUGUGGAGACAGAAAAUGUGAGCUCCUCCGGUGACUUUAAAGCAAUCGAGGUAGAUGGCUUUGGUAUAGUGGAAGGUAGUGAAGGCACUAUCCCAUUCCUUGCAGGAGAUGUCUCUUUGCUGCAAGAGCAACACGAAUUAACAAGGAGUGAUGGAGUAGAGCACUAUACUAGGAAGGAAACCCGGCCAGAGAGUGGGAAUAGUUUGUACUCUGUUCUGUCAUUUCCCCCAGAAGUAGCCACAUCACUGAAAGGCAAAGACGAUACACCUAGCAGCAAUGUGUUAGCCCAUCGUGAUGUGCUGCCUCCUGAGAGUCCACAUGAUGGAGCCUGUGCUGAGACAGAAAUGACAAAAUCUACUAAUUGCCAGCAAUAUGAAGUGUGUUCUCCAAAACAGUUUCAUUCAGAACCAUGCAUAUUAGAAGACAGAAAUAAACUGCAAGGCAGGAAUCCUGCCAGAUAUGCAUCUGACCUCAUUGGGGAAGAUGAUGAUCCUUUGGAUAUACGUGACUCUGGUUCACCACCUGAAAUAAUGAAGUGUCAGUCUGCCACUACAUCAAGGAGUGAUGGAUCAGAGUUCCACACUAGGAAGGAAACCCAGCUGGACAGAGGGGGUAGCCUGCCUUCUUUUGUGUCGUCUCUUCCAGAGUCAUCUACACCAUUGAAUGGAAGUGACUAUACACCUAGCAGUGAUGUGUUGGCCCAUAAUGAAGUGUUGCCUUCCAAGAGUUCAUAUGAUGGAGGCUGCACUGUGACAGAGGCUACAAAACUUAAUAACUAUCUGCAGUACAAAGUAUAUUCUCCAGAACGGUUUCAUUCAGAAUCAUGCAUAUUAGAAGAGAGAAAUAAACUGCGAGAUAAGAAUCUUGCAAAGUGCACAUCUGAUCUAGUACAUAAAGAUGAUGACCUUUUGGAUUUACACAGUUCUGGUUCACUAUGUGAAGUCAUGAAGUGCCAAUCUGCCAUUACAUCUUCAGAAAGAGAGAGUUUUGUCAUGGGUGAUGUGACUUCUGUUACAUGUCUAUUAGAAGAUGAUUUAGGACUUGAGGCAAGGGUGACAAGUGAUGCCGUGCAUAUGUCAUUUGGGACUCCCACAAUGGAUGAGUCAAUGCGCAGAAUAGCAUCUAGUUCCAAACAAGCCCAUGGAGUGAUAGAUCAACUGCCACCAGCAAAUUUGACAGGUAGCACAAAAAACUUCAGCUUUGAAAAUAUUUCACUAGAAAAUUCAGCAAAAGAUUCAUUAGUUUUCCUGUCUGAUGAAAGAAGCAGCAGCCCUCCUGUUCCAGCAGGAUCAUUAAUAGGUUGUGAUGCCCCUGCAUUGGCAAUUGUGGUUAAUAAGAAGCCAGGUGAUGGGGUGGAUUCUGUUUGCUGUAGCCUGACAGACCUGUCUCUGAGGAUUAGUGGAGAGGCGAAUUCAGACUCCUCUACUGCCUCUAGACCAAGAAAGCUUUCCUUGUUAAGUGAGGAAGAUCUUCACCAGGCAAAUAAUAGGUCUGCAAGCGAUCAAGUAGAGUCCCUGCAGUAUGGUAAUUCUCCGGUAGGCCAUCGGAAGAGCUUACUGUCUACUGAGCAUUCGGGGUAUGCUGAUGCAGAUUUCUCUGCAUGCUGUACUUCAGAGGGUGAAAGUACUGCAGAGAAAAUGGGGAAUCAUCUAGAAAGAUAUUCACCACACAGUGAUGUACAGUCCCAGGAAGAAUUCAUGCCAUUCACGCAGCAGAACGUGGCACAGGUAACAUCAACUCCUGUGAAACAAGAAGCUGUAUUGUCCCCAGCAAUUACUUUGAACAAUGAGAUCCUGGAGGGCAGCUAUUCGGGUAACUGCUACCACAGAGAUGGUUCCCGACUAGGUAUAUUGUUUGAAGUAAAACGUGUGGAACUGCACAACCCUGCUGCUCUCUUCUGUAUUUGGGUUAUGAGAGAUCUCUUUCAGAGCCGAAAACAAGCAGCAGCAAAAACACAAUUGUUGCUUUCCAGUUUGGCCAGUUCCUCCCAAACCCUAGGUGAUGUUUCUGUACUUAGCUUGGCAGAAUUGAUCAAAGCAACACCCUUGUUUGAGAAUUCACGAAGAGCUGAAGAAUUAGAAAGACUGAAUGCUUCUGAAGGAGACUAUGGAAAGAAGUAUGAUACACUGACACUCAUUGGCAGAGGAGCUUUUGGAUUUGUUUGGACAGCCAGGUGCAAAAAUGAUCGCCAGGAGGCUGUAGUGAAAUUCAUUUGGAAGGGGAGGGUAUUGGACUACUGCUGGGUAGAUGAUCCUGAGCUGGGGAGAGUUACUCAAGAGAUUACAAUUCUGAGGAAGCUUCAGCACCCCAAUAUUAUUAAGGUGCUAGAUGUCUUUGAGAAUCGGCAGUUUUUUCAGCUAGUGAUGGAGAAGCAUGGGUCAGGCCUGGAUCUCUUCACAUUCAUUGAUAACCAGCCUGAUCUGGAUGAGGCUUUAGCAAGUUACAUAUUCAGACAGCUGGUGUCUGCCGUGAACUAUCUGCGCUGUAGGAAUAUCCUUCACAGAGAUAUCAAAGAUGAGAACAUCAUAAUUGCUGAAGAAUUCACUAUCAAGCUAAUAGACUUUGGCUCAGCCGCAUACCUGGAACCUAACAAGCUGUUCUAUACCUUUUGUGGGACAAUUGAGUACUGCUCACCAGAAGUGCUCUCAGGAAAUCCGUACUUGGGACCAGAACUGGAGAUGUGGUCACUUGGUAUAACUCUUUAUACCAUAGUCUUUGGAGAAAAUCCUUUUUGUGAGCUGGAAGAAACCAUGGAUGCUGUACUAAGACCUCCUUACAGUGUGUCUGAUAACCUGAUGAAUCUGCUGACUGGGCUCUUGCAGCCUUUUCCAGAGGAUCGCACAACUCUAGAAAUGAUAGUGGAGGAUCCUUGGGUGACGCAACCCGUGAACAUCACUAAUUACACAUGGGAGAAAGUGUAUGCCUCUGCCAAGCCAGGAAGCAACAAUUUCAAAAGUCAUUCUAUAGGCUGUAGUCAUGGUGCCAUCUGGGCCGUUCCAAGUCUGGACAGUGAGCAGAGCUUUAGUGAUGAUGCCAGUAAUUAUGAGCUGAUGGAUCCCCAGCUGACAAGAACUACCAGUGCAACGGACCAAGAGCCAUCAACCUCUGCGGCGCAAGACCCAUCAACCUCUCUCUGUUGUCAGGAGUAGUGAAAAUUGUACGCUGGACAUUUCUCUCUUGUUGAAUAAUAUCUCCUUAUACUUAAGUGCUUAAAAAGAUGCCAUGAGGACAUGAAAUUCUGACAAACUUACUGGCUAUGUUUUGAGGCAGAAUAAUGGAGUCACAGCAGCAGUUCACUGCCCACUGUGAGCACCUGUCACACCUGCUGGCUCCUUCGACAUAUAUAUGUGGGCAUCUCUUUUUCACAAUGCCUAUAUGCAAAAAGUGCUCAUAGACUCGAAUAGCAUGACAAAUAUGCUGCAUAGAAUCUGGGAAUCUACCAUGUGAUUCAAGCCUAUCCACUGGAUUUUGUAUGUGUGCAGGCAUUAUGUAAGUAAUACCUACACUUGGAGAUUAGGCAGUCCUGGAGAAGAGACAGCAGAGGCUCACAGUAAAGGGUGGGGCAGACAGGUAACCACAAUCCCACUUCUCUGCCAUGCAUAGCCAGUACAUUCAUGGGAGUUGGCCCAUCCUCUAUUAAGUUAAUCACAACAGAACCUUUAUUUCAAAAGUGGCUUAGAGUGCUAAACUCUUAAAUGUAGGUGUCCUACACUCUAGACAUCUUUGGAGUUUAGGGGAGGGAGGCCACAAGCGGUGUCAUUUGGGCAUGCAUUCUGCUUGAGAUGACUGAUAAUGUGAAUUAAUAUAACACUCAGUUCUUGGUUUCUUGGAUGACCCUGCUUCUGAGGACCACAUAUUAGUGCUGACGUUUUGUAGCUGGUAGACAUAAAUGGGAGUUCAAAUACUCCUUGCCCAUCAAGAGAAAAUAAACUUUUCUAAUGUUUUAUUCAGUUACUGCAUUCAAAAUUAGAGUCUUCCUCUUUGUCCAGAAAAGAACCCUAUUUCUGACUGUGAUUUUAAUUACCUAAAUAUCCUGACUCUGCUUAAAGAAUCAGGCAUUGGAUAGUUCAUAUUCAGUAGGCUUAGUACAUCCUCUUUUUUAAAAAAAAGAAAUUUUACAUACAGUCUGCAGAUGAUUUGCAAAAUGUUAAUUUUCUUGGAAGUAUUAGAUAUUUUAUAUAUUCUAAGAACAAAACAGCAACCUGCAUUUUAUAGAUCUCUUUUGAACUCUUUUUGGAACAGUUCAUUGUUUUUUUCAAGUGAGCUGUACUCUAGCACAACUCAAGAUUAUUUCUCUGUCCUAGCUCCAUUUCUGGAUGACCUGAGAAUUGAACACUCUUGAAAAGAGUUGGUAUAAGUUGUAUUUGGCCCUAAUGCACCCAGAACUAGGUACUUCAAUAAUAUAACUAUAUUCAAAUUAUUUUUUACAGAAUAGGCCUUACUGCUUUUAAUUUUAGUGGACUCCAGCUUAGAAGUUGAUUCUGUGGAGCACACUUCCCAUGUUAGCCUUCAUUUCCUUCAUCUUGAAGGAAUUUAUCAAAUCAGUCUGUAUAGUAGAGAAGUACUUAAAAGUCAUGUUAGCUCUGUGUGUGUGUGCGUGCGUGUGUGUGUGUGUGUGUGUAUAAUGGAUGUUGUGUAGGUACCUCUAACAGAGUAUUAUAUUCUGCCCCUAAAAGAUACAUACUCAUAGCUGUAUCUUGGUACUUGUUCCUGGAGGGCAGUGUUUUCUGGGCAAACUCUACUAAGUGUCCCAAACACUAAAGAGAUGUGUUCUAGAAAACUGAUGCAAUUAAAGAGUAACCCAAGAAAACCUUACUGAAUGCUGUCACCUUGGAGCAAAACAAUUUUGACAGUGUGAUUGUGAGGUAUCUUUAAACAAUCUAGCAAGUGAUGUGUCAAAUUUUACUGUAGGCUGUUUCUUAAAACAUACAACUUUAGAAUAUAAAGUAUCUUAUUGAAUGCUAAGAAUUUCCAUCUUAAUUGUGCUGAAUCACUUUGACAAAGUGAACAGAAUGUUAGUAUGUAUUUUGUGUGUGUUUACUAAAGGCUCUUGUCAUUAACA
This is a messenger RNA of Rhineura floridana, 6736 nucleotides long. RefSeq names its product PAS domain containing serine/threonine kinase (gene PASK). Gene Ontology annotation, cellular component: nucleus; cytosol; cytoplasm. The transcript has 19 exons. Gene Ontology annotation, biological process: negative regulation of glycogen biosynthetic process; protein phosphorylation; regulation of DNA-templated transcription. Bases 438 to 4823 code for a protein of 1461 amino acids. Gene Ontology annotation, molecular function: ATP binding; protein serine/threonine kinase activity. Lineage: Eukaryota; Metazoa; Chordata; Lepidosauria; Squamata; Rhineuridae. The record is from RefSeq and is a predicted model, not a curated record.